Symbiodinium sp. CCMP2592 is the source of this 855-nucleotide messenger RNA. The record is from the annotation of a GenBank genome assembly. NCBI's taxonomy places the organism in Eukaryota, Dinophyceae, Suessiales, Symbiodiniaceae.
AUGGACAGUCGAGUUCAUGCCAUCCUGAGCUCUUUGUGGCCGGCUGCGCGUCGGCCCUUGGCGCCCUUCCUGGUGCUGGGCGUUGACAUUCUGGACGCCUUGGACUUGGCCUCCUGCGAGGAGGCUUCGCCGCCGCGACCUGGGAGCCAGAGCCCGGUGUGGCUCAAGAAAUUGACGGCAACAGAGAGCUCAGAGAGCUUCCGGGCCCCAUCCCGCCAAGUGCUGCACAGGAGCCUGUGGAAGGUGUUUUCCGGCGGGACGGUGUGGGGCUACAGGGCUGGCAGGGGUAGCCAGAAGGUGUUUGGAGAGAAGGAAGAUGGUUCCCGGGAAUGCCAGCACCUCUUUGAUGGUGAGUGUGGAACGCAGCUCGACUUCUCGAAAUCCCGGAAGGCAAUGGAUCAGGCCCUUGGCGCGACCGGCGCCCCUCCGGGCUUCGUUUUGGCACAGGAGCAUCGCUCCUUGGCAAAGCUUGCGACGGCCCGAGGUGUGCCUUCUGACACCUCUGAGCCCAGGAUGUUUCACAGCGCUGCCGCUGUCAUCGCGGGCGCUGCAAUCGACUUGCUGGAUCGGCAAUAUCGGGACAGAUUUGGAGGGACUUGGAGGGUUCACUGUGCUCUGAACUCCAACAGAUUUGCAGCAAGAGUUUGCGACCCCCGAAGGAUCGUGAAUGGCGUCCUGAGCCGUGAAGGGCCAUGGGUCAAUGUGCCCUCUGCCCUGUCGAAUGCAAUCUUUGCAAAGGAGAGAAAACAUGACGUGCCUCUUUGGCCGAUGAUGCAUGCUGCUUUCUUUGAGGACGUUGAGAUGCCAGCCGUGCUAUUGGAGGAUAGGUCGAGACGGGCUAUCGGACGGGUGUGA